Messenger RNA from Fusarium coffeatum, 1131 nucleotides. RefSeq lists its product as uncharacterized. NCBI's taxonomy places the organism in Eukaryota, Fungi, Ascomycota, Sordariomycetes, Hypocreales, Nectriaceae. Bases 1 to 1131 code for a protein of 376 amino acids. The transcript has 3 exons. The record is from RefSeq and is a predicted model, not a curated record.
AUGCUUGCCAAAACCAUCUUCGUCAUGGCUUUCGCCACGCUUGCCAUGGCUGCCCCUCAGGCCAGCGGCGACCGCAGCGCUCAGAUGAAGCGCGUUGAAGAACUUCGCGGCAAGGGUCUUACUUGCAACGAGGGUGUCCAGGGCUCUAUCAUCUGCUCUGAUGGACUUGGCGGUGACUGCCUACCGUCUGGAUGUGGAGCUGGCUUCACGAAACCAGAGCUACUCAAGCGCUGCGGCGCCUGCGGUGUCGUCCAAUGCGUUCCCAUCAAGGAACAGAGGGAGAAACUCGCAGAAGAGGAGGCCAAACUGCGUGCCAAUCCCGGCGAGGACACAAACGGUGUCGACCCUUUCACCACCCAUGUUGGCCAGUUCUGGUUCUACAAGAGCACUCGCCCGUAUAUGUCUGCUCGCUUUGACAUGAUGUCUGCUAUUCUCAAUGUCCGUACUGGAGAAGCGGUUGAGGCAGCUCUUGGGCAUGCCCUUGAGAUGCUUCGCCUUUGUCGUGGGGAUAAUCAGGGUGUUCGGUCUUAUGUACCUGCACUUUAUCUUCGCCUUGGAAGGAAUCAAGAAGCAUACGACUUUAUCAAAUGGCACGCUACAGUCCCUGACGAAAAGUACGAAUGGUUUAACCCUGAACUGCCAUAUCUCGAUCUGCACGACCAGGAUGCAUUUGAACCUGUUUUCGAAAAGACCUACUACUAUAACGUGGCUUUCACGGUAGGCCUCACAUUGACCAAGAUCCGCCUGAUGAAAGACCUGGAAUCCCUCCAAGACUUUCUGCAGGAGAACCCCGGCGCGUCAGAAGACGCCAGGCGCGCCCACGUCGAGGAAGAAGCCAUGAGUGAUAUCCUUCUCAAGCGCACGCAGAAUGUCGCCCACAAUGAUCACAAAGAGCUCAUUGCUCAACUCAAGAAUCAGAUCAAGCAGCUGUACGAGAAGGUCAAGAAGGAUAACCCGCAUUUCUGGCCCGGUGUCCAGAACCCCAUGUUGUACGCUUACGAUGUACCGACUAUGUAUACUCCUGGUUCGCGAGAGGAGGCGGUGCUUAUCUUCCGCCAGUCGUGGUACUCGUGGGCAGAGACGGAGCCUGCCAUAACAUACAUUCGGGGCCUUAUAUUGCAGGAUAAGUAG